AGCAGUCGAAAGAAAUCAAAACAGCGGCAGAAAAUGGUGAUGAAACCAAUGCUCAAGUCCCUAGCAAAACUCUUCACCACCUUGAACUUGUCCCACUCUACCGCUCACAACCAAUCCCACCUCACCUCUCAAUUACUACACAGUCUAUCUUUGUCCUUUUCUCCAACCAAUUUCUUCUUUUUCAGCAUACUCAAGAUUCCACUUUUUUUAAACACACCCCAUCAAUUUUUUUCUUCUGCUGAACAUUUUUUUUUCCUCCAAGUUGAAAAAUGUCUGCUACUGGUUUCUCAGCUGUGGUUGCUGGAUCAACCUAUGCAGGUUUGACAUCCAAUUGCUCUAAGAUUUUCCCUCAGAAGGACUCAGUUUCUUGGAGCAAGAAAACUGUUUCAAAUGGCUCUAAAACUCACUGCAUGAAGACUUGGAACCCCAUCAACAACAGGAAGUUCGAGACCCUUUCAUAUCUUCCACCUAUCUCCGAUGAAUCGAUUGCAAAGGAGAUUGACUACAUGAUCAAAAAGGGAUGGAUCCCUUGUCUUGAAUUCGACGAGGUGGGAUGUGUGCACAGAGAAAACAGCAGGAUGCCAAAUUACUAUGAUGGGAGAUACUGGACUCUGUGGAAGCUGCCCAUGUUUGGCUGCAAUGACUCCUCUCAAGUUCUGAAUGAAAUUCAUGAGUGCAAAAAGGAAUACCCCAAUGCUUAUAUUCGCUGUUUGGCAUUUAACAACGUCAAACAGGCACAGUGCAUGGCAUUUCUCAUCCAGAAGCCAAACACCGCCUAAAGCUUUUCUUGAUUAGACAAGUGUGUGAUCAGCUUAUUUUGUUGUCUUCCCGUGCGACUUUUAAGAAUAAUUCUAAUCAACUUGUUUUAGAGAAAGAGAAUCUCUCAUAAAAUAAGUUGCUUAAACUGUUGAAUCACAUGGUAUGGGAUCCUGGUUUAAGCACAUAGAAUUGAUUUUUGGUGCCCCUUGUUUUGAAUAGCAAGCUGUAAAAGUUCUUUCUGUUUUUAAA
Messenger RNA from Olea europaea var. sylvestris, 1008 nucleotides. RefSeq names its product ribulose bisphosphate carboxylase small chain clone 512-like. The transcript has 3 exons. NCBI's taxonomy places the organism in Eukaryota, Viridiplantae, Streptophyta, Magnoliopsida, Lamiales, Oleaceae. The coding region runs from base 270 to 779 and encodes 169 amino acids. The record is from RefSeq and is a predicted model, not a curated record.